Oreochromis aureus is the source of this 1400-nucleotide messenger RNA. RefSeq names its product DNA repair protein XRCC4-like. Gene Ontology annotation, biological process: positive regulation of ligase activity; double-strand break repair via nonhomologous end joining; immunoglobulin V(D)J recombination. Gene Ontology annotation, cellular component: DNA ligase IV complex; DNA-dependent protein kinase-DNA ligase 4 complex; nucleus. NCBI's taxonomy places the organism in Eukaryota, Metazoa, Chordata, Actinopteri, Cichliformes, Cichlidae. The coding region runs from base 126 to 1136 and encodes 336 amino acids. The transcript has 8 exons. The record is from RefSeq and is a predicted model, not a curated record. Gene Ontology annotation, molecular function: DNA binding.
CUCAUCUGUUUGGUUGCUGGAUGUCGCUGGGUGAUGACGUACAUCCACGUUCACGGUGCAGCUUGUCAACAAAAACCCAAAACAAAUUGGCGGACGCAUAAAGGUGCAGCUGAAGCGCUGAAGGGAUGCACACAUCAGUGCGUGAAAUUAAUCUCUGCUCAGACACCACCUACUUCCUGCGGGUGGACUGGGAAGGGUGCAACUUUAGUACCGGCUUCCAGUUGCUGCUUACUGAUGGACAAGAUGCAUGGAGAGGGGAAGUGAAGGGUGCAGUGGUGUGCAAUGAGGCAGAGGAACUGGAGAUGCCAUUGGAAAGAUAUAUCGAGGACAUCGAGCAAGCCUUUACAGGGAAAGAAAACUCCAACACCUACAACUUCUCUUUGACACCUAAUCCCCCAGGUCACAGUUCCACUUUGACACUGACAUAUGAGAAGAUGCAGAAGGAUAUCUCAUUCAGGUUGGGCUGCGUUCUGCUGAAGGCCGUCCCAGAGCCAGCAGAGGCAGUGAGAAAUUUACUGAUUUACAGUCUGCAGAGGGGAAAUAACCUGCAGCACCACAACCAGAGACUACAGGAGGAGAACGAGAGACUUCGAGGAGAACAGCAACACAUCACUGCAGAACUGAAGCGUUACGUUGGUGGUAAGGAAGCCCUGGAGGCAGAGCUUUACUCUCGGUUUGUCCUGGUUCUGAAUGAGAAGAAAGCAAAGAUCCGCAUUUUACAGCAGGAGGUCACAAACCUGGAGGAAAUGAGGAGUAAUGACCAGCGAAAGAGAGACUCAGUAAAGUCAGGUCAGACAGGAGGUCAGGAUGAUGGUGUUGAAGAGGAUGAUUAUGAAGGCAGUACUGAUGAGGACCCAGUGGAGAUGCAGUCGACUCCAGCCUCCAGUUUGGAAUCACCGACUUCGGGACCACUGGAUGAAAGCCUGAGUGACCUCACAGAUGUGGCCCCGUCUCGCAAGCGGCGCUUUCGUCACCUCAGGGCACCAGAGGCUGCAGUAAAGCGACCAAACCCAGAGACAUCUCAGAGAAAGAGGAAUGACUCCCCUGCAGGAUCCAGUAAGCAGCAGACUCCCCAGGUCUCUGCAGAUGUUGCUGCAGCAAGUUCUGCAGUGGAAGACCUUUUUGAGGAAUUCUGAUGUUCCACGUCUGCACCAUAUAGACGUAGACAAGACCACAGCAAUGAAAUGCCAAGGCAUCGUAUUUUUAUUGUGAUUGAACGCAUCUAGUGCUGUAUCUAUAUGGAAGGAUAAAGCACUGCAAAAAAAAGGCGUUCAAUGGAUGCUGAUGAGAGAAAUGCUGGGUGAUUCCUUAUAGAGCAGUGUAGAGGGUCCUUUUUAUAGUAAAGUACACUAAUGACCAAUGUUUGGAAUAGUAAAAGUAAUAAACAUGUUUUUGCCAAA